Messenger RNA from Aspergillus udagawae, 1758 nucleotides. Its product is annotated as GMC family oxidoreductase. Gene Ontology annotation, molecular function: flavin adenine dinucleotide binding; oxidoreductase activity, acting on CH-OH group of donors. Lineage: Eukaryota; Fungi; Ascomycota; Eurotiomycetes; Eurotiales; Aspergillaceae. Bases 1 to 1758 code for a protein of 585 amino acids. The record is from RefSeq and is a predicted model, not a curated record. The transcript is spliced from 3 exons.
AUGUCGGCGAAGAUCUGCUUCCUACUAGCCCUGUUGGCUAGAAUUCAUUUCUUCUCUCUUGUAUUGGCGGCAUCCACCACCUCAUACGACUACAUCAUCGUGGGAGGUGGAGCAUGUGGCCUAGUCAUGGCAAACAGGUUAUCGGAAGACAUCCAUCUUUCAGUUUUGGUCAUUGAAAAAGGCGGUUCCGUCCUCCAAAAUCCCCUGGUCUAUAAUACAAGCGUGUAUGGUGCUGCCUUCGGGUCAGCAAUCGAUUAUGCCUACCAGUCUGCCCAGCAGACGUACAUGGGCAAUAAGGUUGAGACGCUGAGGGCAGGCAAAGCUCUAGGUGGGACUACCACUAUCAAUGGCAUGUCAUAUACUCGCGCCGAGGAGAUACAGAUUGAUGCCUGGCAGUGGAUCGGUAAUCAGGGCUGGACCUGGCAGAUCCUCGGUCCUUAUUACAAGAAGGGCAAGAACUUCCAGAUACCUACCCCGGCCCAGUACAGCGCUGGUGCUAAUUACAACGCAUUGUACCAUGGAAAGUCUGGCCCACUGCUUGUGGGAGGGACCUGGGAUAUGCAAAACAGUACCGUGCACACUGAGCUGAGGAGCACAUACGAGCACCUAGGUAUUCCAUAUCUUCCAGAUGUCAACGGAGGCAAGAUGCAUGGCUACUCCAUGUUUUCUCGGACUGUGAACCGUGCUGGAAACGUCCGUGAGGAUGCGGCUCGCGCCUACAAUUACCCCUUCGCAUCCAGACCUAACCUCUCGGUCAUGCUCAACACCACUGGAAACCGCAUUCUUUGGGCCAAUCAGACCGGCACUUUAGGACCCGCUGUUGCCAGCGGUGUUGAGGUCACCCUCAGCGACGGCACUAUAGAAACCAUUAUGGCCAACAAGGAGGUCAUCCUGUCUGCUGGUUCACUGACCUCCCCUGCCAUUCUGGAGCGAUUUGGUGUUGGUAACCCAGAGGUCCUUGCUCAACAUAGCAUCCCUCUCGUCGUCAACCUGACCACAACCGGCCAGGGAACCUAUCUCGGCCACCCACACGCCUAUGACAUCUUCGGAAACAAUAAGACCAAUGUCGCCAACGAUGUCAAGAACAGCCUUGCAAACUACGCUGCCAAGGUUUCUGCCGCCAGCAAUGGCACCAUGAGCGCUGCCAACAUGCUCUCCCUCUUCAAGAUCCAGUACGACAUCAUUUUCGAGAACCCUACCCCUAUCGCCGAGGUGCUCGUUACCCCCAAGGGCACCAACUUCUACAUCGAGUACUGGGGCUUGCUUCCCUCUGCGCGUGGUAACGUCCACAUCGCGUCUACCGACCCCAUGCAGCAGCCCACCAUCAACCCAAACUACAUGAUGCUAGGAUGGGACAUGCAGCAGCAGAUCGGCUCAGGCAAAGUCAUCCGCAAGCUUUUCAACACCGCUCCCAUGAGCGAACACACCACUGGGGAAUCGACACCGGGAUACACCACUCUUCCCACUGGCGCCACCGACGCCCAGUGGGCUUCCUGGAUCAACUCUGCAUCUCGCGCCAACUUCCAUCUCGUCGGUACCGCAGCCAUGAUGCCUCGGGACAUGGGAGGUGUCGUGGAUACCAAGCUUAUGGUCUAUGGUACUGCUAAUGUCCGUGUUGUCGAUGCUUCCGUUUUCCCGUUCCAGGUUUGCGGUCACUUGAUGAGUACCCUGUACGCUGUUGCGGAGCGGGCUGCAGAUACUAUAAAGGCUGAGAAAUACGGUGCAUUAUUUGUGCAAACCGGCCAAGGGUAUGUCUAA